Molecule: messenger RNA, 3714 nt
Organism: Equus caballus (horse)
Lineage: Eukaryota; Metazoa; Chordata; Mammalia; Perissodactyla; Equidae
Source: RefSeq, a predicted model, not a curated record
GGCCUCAGAAGGCGGGCGGGGAAGGCCCUAGAGCCCCGGGCCGCAGCCGCCCACCUGGCCGAAGCGAGGAGGGAGUUCCCAGGGCCCACCUCGGGUUGGGUGGCGCUAGAUUCCCGCCUUGGGCGUCCCCCAUCACCUCCCUCCCAUCCAAAAUAAGCUUUGGCCUGCCGCGUGGACUGGACAAGGGGUAUUUGUGAUUUGAAGAGCCAGAAAGGAAGAACUGUACAGUUUGUCCCCCAAACUUGGAGGAGGGGAGGGCUGGCCUCGUACUGACUCCCUGAGUGACUCUGAAGAUUAGGAAGUGGCUACCUGAACUCUUUUCCAAAGGAUAAACAUUACAAAGCAUUGAAUACGGCAGUUCACCAAGAAGGUCCUAUUGGUUUGGGGACGCAUCUUUCUUCUUACUGACCAGCGAGCACUACUUCCAGCAGCCAGAAGGGAUGCUGCUGCCCAGGAGCCGUCCGACACCAGCCCCUCCUCAGAAGGCUUCCUGUAGGCUCUGGGCCGCGAUGGGGAAACUGCAGAGCAAACUCAGACACAGCACUUAUAAAUACAGCAGGCCUGAUGGAAUUAUAGAAGAGAGAACUCAAACUAACGCUUUUCAAGAGUAUAGCCCAGCUCACGUGGAUACCGUCUCUGUUGUUGCUGCUCUGAACUCAGACCUUUGUGUCUCCGGAGGAAAAGAUAAGACAGUUGUGGCCUAUAAUUGGAAAACUGGAAAUGUGGUGAAAAGGUUCAAAGGACACGAACGUGAGGUCACCAAGGUAUCCUGUGUUCACAAAUCAGACCAGUUCUUCAGCGCCUCUCGUGACAGGACGGUCAUGAUGUGGGACUUGCACGGCUCCGUGCAACCGAGGCAGCACUUCUCUGGCCAUGCCAUGGUGGUCACUGGAGUGGCUGUGAGUCCAGACUCGUCACAGCUGUGCACUGGCUCCCGGGACAACAGCCUGCUUCUGUGGGAUGUGGGGACUGGACAGUGUGUGGAGAGAGCUGCUGUCUCCAGGAACCUGCUUUGCUUCUUCCAGGUCACUCACCUGUGCUGGGUCCCCAGAGAACCAUAUGUCCUACAGACUUCUGAAGAUAAAACCAUCAGAUUAUGGGACAGUCGGGGGCUGCAGGUAGCUCAUCAGUUUCCCACAAAGCAGCAUAUCCAGACCUACUGCGAGGCCAGUGAGGAUGGACACAUGUGCAUCUCCUGCAGCAGUGGCUUUGGAGGGGAGGGCUGUGAAGCCACGUUGUGGGACCUAAGGCAGACACGGGACAGAAUAUGCGAGUAUAAGGGGCACUUCCAGACUGUUGCAUCCUGUGUCUUUCUACCAAGAGCACUGGCCUUGAUGCCUGUUGUUGCUACCUCAUCACAUGACUGCAGGGUGAAGAUUUGGAACCGAGAUACUGGAGCCUGCCUUUCCACCUUGUCUCUGGAUGGAUCGGGACCUUUGACUUCCCUGGCUGUUGGCGACACCAGGUCCUUGUUGUGUGCGAGUUUCAGCAGAGGAAUUCACUUACUCAGAGUGGACCACGGCCCAGGGCUGGAGCUGCGGGAAGUGGCAGCAUUCUGAGGCCAAGAGACGUUCACCCGACAAUAGCAAACUGCGGCCCCUCCUUUCUCAGUGUGGCUUUGUUUUUCUGUGUGACCUCGAGGGGAGGGUGAUAUGGGGCUGAGGCUCUUUGUUUCAGUUCAUUUGGAAGGUAUAUCAGUGUCAGAAGUCAAUUUAAGUCCAGUGGUUGAAAAUCAGGUGUGUGCAGAGUUUAGAAACAUGGAGGUAAACAAAGUUUUCAUCUAAGUUAAAUCCAAAUGCAAUUUUUAGUGAACUUUUGGGACUGCUCUUCAAAAAAACAAGUCUUUGGCUCAAACUGAUAACCUGUAGGUAUAAGAGAAAGAGGCCUCUGAGAGUCAGCACGCAGGGUCUGAGUCUGAGUCCAUUGAUCUGACCUUUUCCAGGACUCCACAAAAGAAAAAAAUGCAGGAGGGAGAGAAACUCUGUUUUGGUUGCCUCCCAAUUAUCUAGAUGGGAGAGAAUAGUGCAGCCCCAUAGAGGAAACGGAUUGCAGACAUGGGAUGGAGCUCCAGUCAGCAACGUAAAGAAUCAGUUGGGCAAGAAAGCCAAAGCCUCAGCUUCUACUGGGAGUAGCCACAGAGUGGGAGGUGGCACAGGCUGCCUGCUCCUGGUGCCUGCCUGGAUGGUGCUGAGGUCGUGUGAAAGUAAGACCUGGCAUGGCUCGAAGCGCCUGACAACCACAGGGCCUUGUCCAGGGUUGUGGGAGUCGUCAGACCUGUUCUGCAGAUGAGAAAAUGGAGAAGUGCCGAGAUCGAGGCGAAAAAAUUUCAUUUGUACAUUUUAAUAGUUUUAUAUAAACCCUUUCUUGGGAAUGGCCAGCGUGAGGCAAAGGGAAUCUCUGCAAUAAUAGAACGUAGAAGAAAAAAUAGAGAAUGGACUCACCUGGGCGCCGCUGAGCCCCUCGGUGAGGAGGGGCAGGGUGCCCGGGUCUGCCUGUGUGGCCCCCGGGUCAGUCCCCAGCCUGGUGCUCACAAGCCCAUCUUCCUCCAGCGAAACGAGAGCCCCUCGUCCCUUCAGGCGAGCCCACCGGGAAGGCAGCUGAGGCCUGGAGGUUCCCUCCUGACGAAUCCCAGCCAAAGAAGGAUUUUCAUUUGUCUUCUCUGGGCCCUGCCUGUCCCUGAUACCCGGGCAGACAGGCUUCUUGUCUCCCUCCUGCUCCUCUUUCGGGCCAGCUCCCGUGCGCUGUCUCUGCUGACUGGGCAGGAGAACCCUAAGCUAGGCCACAGCGGCAGGCCUGAGUUUGAAUCUCCGCUUUUCCACUUAGCUGGAUGAGCUUGGGCAAGUUAUAAAGUCUCAGUUUCCUCACUGAUAAUAUGGAGCUCAUAAUCAUAGGUUCCUCACAGGGCCGCUCUGAGGACCGGACGUGACUAUCAAAUGCCAAGCAAGGUAGUGGGAGCUUACAAAUGGCAGCCAGUUGUUGACUGCCCUCUGUGCGGACUAAACGCUCUCCUUUCCACACAAAACGUUUACCGUUCCUUCGCCCAUUCUCCUUUGGUCUUGUUUUCUAAACCUGUAGUCGUUGUUCAGCUUCCCUUUGAUUCCUUCGGCCAUGGAUCUUUGAGCUCUGGAGGGACGGGCGGUGGUGGCAGAGGAAGCUGCUUCACCAGGCACCUGCGGACGGCUGAAUCCGUUUCUUCUCAGUACAGCUCUUCCUCCCAUUUGACGGAUGAGGAGGCUGAGGCCAGGGACAUCCAGUCCUUUGCCCGAGGUCACACACGUAGGUAGGAAGCGGGAGAAGGGAUUUGAAUCUGAGUCUGCCUGACUCAAAGCCAGGAUAUUUUCCUCCCCACCCCUUUGCCUUUGCAUGAUGUCACAAAGUUCGUUAUAGAGAUUUAUAGACCAUGACAUUGUUUGUGUAUUUUCUAGACCAGUUUGUUAACUUUUUGGCUCCAAGGAGAUCCUCCUGGCCAAGUGCCUGGGAGCAGUAGACAAGGCGCCUCAGGGAAAGUCCUCACGUAUCCUGAACUUUAGUGCUGCGGCCGACCCUUCCUUCCAGAAGGAGGACAGCAGUACGUCAGAAAAUCCAAGGGAGCGGGUUAGGAGGGGUCCCAAGGAAGGGAGCAGACUGCUGUGAGAGGGAGAAUCCUCGUGAGAAAACAGGCCUCUGAUCCCUUAGCAGGUUCCAUUACCAAUAAAGUUGUUGCCCUAAACUCUA